AACAUCUGGAUCGCCGCCUCCGAAGGCAAGACCGACAAAGUCCUCGCUUUCCUCGCCGCUGAUGCCACCCUCAAUCCCUCUGUCCCAGAUUUCUCGGGCUACACCCCGAUCCACGCCGCGGCAUCAUAUAACCAUGUUGAAUUAUUGAAGCAAUUACUAUCCAUACCCGGGGCUAACCCUAAUGCUGGAGACUCGGACGGCGAUACUCCGCUCUACGUCUGCGAAACGGUGGAAUGCGCACAACUGCUCCUCGAAGCCGGCGCAGACCCCUCAUGGCGCAACAAAGAUGGAAAAUCCGUCCUCGAACAUUUCGAGGAAGAAGGCGACGCACUCGCCGUAGCUGAUUACCUCUACUCCGUC
Saitoella complicata NRRL Y-17804 is the source of this 360-nucleotide messenger RNA. RefSeq names its product ankyrin. The annotation marks the transcript as partial. Gene Ontology annotation, cellular component: nucleus; cytoplasm. Lineage: Eukaryota; Fungi; Ascomycota; Saitoellomycetes; Saitoellales; Saitoellaceae. Gene Ontology annotation, molecular function: protein binding. The record is from RefSeq and is a predicted model, not a curated record. The transcript has a single exon.